Messenger RNA from Triticum turgidum subsp. durum (durum wheat), 405 nucleotides. The record is from the annotation of a GenBank genome assembly. NCBI's taxonomy places the organism in Eukaryota, Viridiplantae, Streptophyta, Magnoliopsida, Poales, Poaceae.
AUGAUGGAAGCUGUAAACAAUGGAGCAGAUAUCUUCACUGAGGACCAGCAAGAAAUUAUCAAGCAAUUUGGCAGGAUCAAAUCCGAGACUGUUCCUGAGAACAAGGAUGCAGGGUCUGAUGACGACGACGAUGAUGAUGAAGACGAGGAUGAUGAAACUGGUGAUGCUGAUGAUGAUGAUGCUGAUGCUGGGGAGGACUUCUCGGGUGAAGAAGGUGAGGACGAUGACGAGGACGAGGACCCUGAGGCGAACGGCGAUGACGCUGGUGCGGGGAGCGACGAUGAUGAUGGUGAUGAUGACGAUGAUGAUGGUGAAGAUGGCGAGGACGACGAUGAUGAUGACGAGGACGACGAUGAGGAGGAUGAGGAAGAUGAGGACCAGCCGCCGGCCAAGAAGAAGAAAUGA